Molecule: messenger RNA, 3016 nt
Organism: Rhipicephalus microplus (southern cattle tick)
Lineage: Eukaryota; Metazoa; Arthropoda; Arachnida; Ixodida; Ixodidae
Product: alpha/beta hydrolase domain-containing protein 17B
Biological process (GO): protein depalmitoylation
Cellular component (GO): plasma membrane; endosome membrane
Molecular function (GO): palmitoyl-(protein) hydrolase activity
Source: RefSeq, a predicted model, not a curated record
GCGAACGCCUGAUUAUGAGGCACGCUGUAGUGGAGGGCUCCGGAAAUUUCGACCAUGUGAUGUUCUUCAGCGUGCGCUACCAUCUCACAGCACGCGGGCCUCUUCUCGUUACGCCUCCACCGAACAGCGACCGCCGCGGCCGGGAUUUAACCCACGGGUAAGCAGCAGAGCACCGUGACCACUGAUCCACAGCGGCGGAGACGUCGGACCUUUUACUAUCGUCAAGAACCACUACGAAGAGCUCCUCAUCGCGGAGUGACGCGAGACGGCGGCACCGCGGCUUCUCCAUGACGUCACCUUGAAUGGUGGGAGCACAGGGACGACAGCGGUGGGAGGGCGACGAGCUGUCAUCUUUGGAUACCCGUAUUAUUGUGGUCUGCGCUCCGAGGACCUGGUGGCUGGCAUGCGAGCAUAGCCCCUACGCGCAGAGGCCCCAUGCCGCGCGAAAUGAACGGCCUAUCGUUGAGCGAGCUGUGCUGCCUGUUCUGCUGCCCGCCCUUCCCAGCGCGGAUCGCGGCCAAGCUGGCGUUCCUGCCUCCGGAGCCAACGUACUCGCUGGUGCCCGACGAGACCGGCACCAAGUACACGCUGAGCCUCAGCGAGCGCGCCGAGUGGCAGUACUCGCAGCGGGAACUCGAGGCGAUCGAGGUGUUCUACACGCGCACAUCGAGGGGCAACCGACUGGCCUGCAUGUUCGUGCGCUGCUCGGCCGCAGCCCGCUUCACAGUGCUCUUCAGCCACGGCAAUGCCAUCGACCUGGGACAGAUGAGCAGCUUCUACCUUGGUCUUGGUUCGCGCAUAAACUGCAACAUAUUCAGCUACGACUAUUCUGGCUACGGCGUGAGCACGGGCAAGCCGUCGGAGAAGAACCUCUACGCCGACAUCGACGCAGCCUGGCAGGCACUGCGAACCCGCUACGGCAUCAGCCCUGAGAACAUCAUCCUGUACGGCCAGAGCAUCGGCACGGUGCCCACCGUGGACCUGGCUUCGCGCUACGAGGUGGGCGCCGUCAUCCUCCACUCGCCUCUGAUGUCGGGCAUGCGCGUCGCCUUCCCCAACACCAAGCGGACGUGGUUCUUCGACGCCUUCCCCAGCAUCGAUAAGAUCUCCAAGGUCUCGUCGCCCGUGCUUGUCAUACACGGCACCGAGGAUGAAGUGAUCGACUUCUCGCACGGGCUCGCCAUGUACGAGCGCUGUCCGCGCGCCGUUGAGCCGCUCUGGGUCGAAGGUGCUGGACACAAUGACGUCGAACUAUACGGCCAGUACCUCGAGCGCCUAAAGCAGUUCGUCUCGGUAGAACUGCUCAACUGACCAGCCCCGAGGGGCCUCGAAGAGACCCCUGAACAGUAGCAGCAACUGCCACCAAUGUCAUGACGUACGAACCGUUUCGUGUGCACAACAAGACUCGCGUUGUUACUUACGAGCCCCCGUUGGGAACCUUCCCAGGGCUGUGUUAAUGCUUGUGUACAUAGUGGUUUUACAACUCGAUGCCUUGUCUGUCUUUUGUGCGAAGUGUACUGCUUUCCGCGGCCUUUUGCGACACCAAAGGCAGAAAAGGGUGCUAUGCCACUGGCCGUCACCUAAGCCUUGUUCUGGCUGUGCUGAUUGCAGUGACUGGUCUUGUGCAAAAUACUGGGGUAAGGCCAGCGCACGUUUUCCACGUGAUUGCAAUCGGUAGCCAAGCAGAACCCUGUGGUUUUGAUACAGUGCACUCUUGCUGGGCUGCCUAACAACAUGUCCAUGACACAUUUGCCUAGAUCAGGUGUUAGUGCAUUUGUCCCUGUUCGGGAAGCCCACUUUUUCUUGUAACAGAAAGUCUUAAUUAGAUCUCAACAAUUGUGCAGUGAGGACAUAAAUGUUGAUUUAAGAAGAGAAUGUCAGCAAUUGGCAUAGUCACUCAGUUUGGCAAAAAGGAUGAACCUCUGCAGUUGUUGAACCUGCAAGUACUCAGCCGCGUUAUCUUUUUCUGUGUAUAAAUGGGCAGGAGUUUCUUAGUAUUUGCACAUUGUUCAGUGUUUGCACUGUACAGCGUACACCACACUUACAGCAGUGUUUGGUGUGUGGCUAUGGCUGAUAUUUAGAUGCAGCUUAUUUUUAGACUAUCUUCGCCCAGUUGAUCGUAUUUUGAAAUGUCCAUACUGAAGCAUGUUCUGGGCAUGAGAAAAUUACGUUCUGGUAAUGGUUGUGCUUUCGUAGUAAUGGUGUCCUCAAAAAGAUAUAAACCAGUGAUGCACAACCAAACAAUCUUCUCUAAACUAUCCCACCAAUUUUUUUUACUGCGUGGGAGCACAGGUUGAAACGUUUGCACAAGUAAGUUUUUCUUGUCGAGCGGUUUUCCUCGGUGAUAUCCCUGUAAACCUCUGAAUGCGUCUCGCAGAGCAUUGUCCACUCUAGCUCCCUUUUGUAUGUCUGCACAGUUUUACGAGAGGCUGCUCAAGUGUAGGCUUCAUACACAUGCACUGUGCGUUAUUUCAGUAUUGAUGAACAAAUAGGAUUUCAUUCACCAGUUGUGAACAGACACGAGAGAAGUGCCACUAUGCUAGUGCCCUUUAAACCAGUCGUCUUUUUGUAAGCGUUCAGGCCUCACUCUUGCUUACCCUGUGCAAAGCACUAGUCCUUGUGCCCCCCGAACGGGAAUAGCAAUGUUCAUAUACAUGGCCACUCUUGGUAAAUGCCUUUCUUUUUCAUGUUGAGAGUCGUAUUUGUAAACAUUUUAAGUGUUUGAACUCGUGUUUCGCACAUUAUGCUGUUCACUCUACUCAUAGUGAAUGCAUGAGUAUUGGGAAUACCUUAGUGCACCCUGGAGUUCCGAGUCUUGUCUCUGCUGGCCAGUCUUGCCAAUGUAGCCAGCGUGUGAGGUCUUCACUGGGCUCAUUGUGAUAAUGAGCGGCUCUCCAGGAUGUGUCAAGUUGCUUUACCUUUUGUUGUUGUUUAUAUCUCGAUGGUUUACAGGUAGGAAUCUACAAACCCACCAGAGUGGGAGGCACAAAAUAAAGAUUUGUCUUUGUAUAUAAAA